Helianthus annuus (common sunflower) is the source of this 1473-nucleotide messenger RNA. RefSeq names its product putative receptor-like protein kinase At5g39000. Gene Ontology annotation, biological process: signal transduction; protein autophosphorylation. The transcript is spliced from 3 exons. NCBI's taxonomy places the organism in Eukaryota, Viridiplantae, Streptophyta, Magnoliopsida, Asterales, Asteraceae. Gene Ontology annotation, cellular component: plasmodesma; plasma membrane. The record is from RefSeq and is a predicted model, not a curated record. Bases 1 to 1473 code for a protein of 490 amino acids. Gene Ontology annotation, molecular function: transmembrane receptor protein tyrosine kinase activity; ATP binding.
AUGUCUUCCGUUGAAGAAGUGAAGCACUUGCAUAUUCCUCUCCAAGAAUUAUCAGAUGCAACUAACGGAUUUUCUGAUCAGAAUAUCAUUGCAAGGGGUGGAUUUGGGAAGGUUUAUAGAGGCGUAUCUGUAAAACAUGGCCACAUGGCCAUAAAGAUGUUGGAUCCUCAGUUAGGCCAAGGAGUUCAUGAAUUUAAAACCGAGAUUGCCUUACUUUCAGUUUAUAAACAUGAAAAUAUUGUCUCACUUCUAGGAUUUUGCGAUGAAGAAGGGCAAAAAAUUCUUGUUUAUAAUUAUGAGAGCAAUGGGAGUCUCGACAAACAUUUAAGCAGCACAGAUCUAACCUGGAUUCAACGACUUCAGAUUUGCCUAGAUGCUGCCAAUGGGUUACAAUAUCUACAUCAUGAUGUUGAACCUCAAAGUAGAAUUCUGCACCGUGACGUCAAGAGCUCGAACAUUCUUUUGGAUGAAAACUGGAAAGCUAAAAUCUCAGAUUUUGGGUUGUCUAGAAUAGGUCCUGCUAAUAUAGAGUCUACCUUUCUUAUAUCCAAUCCAUGUGGAACGUAUGGAUAUAUCGAUCCAGAAUACACGACUACGGGUUACCUCACACAAAAAUCUGAUGUUUACUCAUUUGGGGUUGUGUUGUUUGAGGUUUUGUGUGGAAGGCUUGCACGUGUUAUGGCAUACAAGGAUGAGCGUCAGUUUUUAACUAAUUUGAUCACAAUACAUUGGAAAAAUAACACAUUAGAUGAGAUCAUCUAUUCUGAUCUACAAAGACAGAUAAACAAAGCUUCCUUAGUUACGUUUUCACGCAUUGCCUACCAAUGUUUGAAGAGCGGAAAUGAACGUCCAACAAUGAAGAAGGUCGUGGAACAACUUCAGAAAGCUCUUGAUAAUCAAAUAGCACCUAUGGGUUUACGGUUGGAUGAUAAUCAUGGCUUUGCUGCUCAUCAUCACCAAGGACAAUCUGCCGGGCCAUUGGAAUCGUCUUCUCAAUCCUUUCUUUCCUCUUCUUCUUCUCAGUCGUGGAAGUAUGAUGUCUUUAUUAGUUUUCGAGCAGAAGACACCCACAUGGCAUUUGUAAAUCAUCUCUACUCGGCUUUGGUACGAAGGCUAAUCUUCCCUUACAAGGACGACGAAACACGCCCUCAGAAUGAAUCCAUUGGUCCAUCCCACCUAAAGGCUAUUCAAGAAUCACAGAUUGCCAUCAUCAUGUUCUCAAAAUAUUAUGCUUGGUCUUCUUGGUGCUUGGAUGAACUUAUAUUUAUUAUGAAAAAUAGGGAAGAGAGAGGGCAAAUUGUUAUCCCUAUCUUUUAUGAUGUUAAACCCUCUGACGUGAGAAGGCAAACAGGUUAUUAUGGAGAGGCGUUCCACAAGCAUGAGUUGAACGACAACAAAAACAAAGUUGAAUCUUGGAGAAAAGCACUUCGGAAUGUAACUGAUAUUGCUGGAUGGGACGCGGACUAUGGGUAA